AUGUUCUCAAAUAGUGAUGAAGCUGUAAUCAAUAAAAAACUUCCCAAAGAACUUCUAUUACGAAUAUUCUCUUUUCUGGAUGUCGUUACCUUGUGUCACAGUGCUCAGGUCUCCAGGGCUUGGAAUGUUCUGGCCCUGGAUGGCAGCAACUGGCAGCGAAUUGACCUGUUUGAUUUCCAGAGGGAUAUUGAGGGCAGAGUCGUAGAGAAUAUUUCAAAAAGAUGUGGGGGCUUUUUACGAAAAUUGAGUCUGCGUGGGUGUCUUGGAGUAGGAGACAAUGCGUUAAGGACUUUUGCACAAAACUGUAGGAACAUUGAAGUGCUGAAUCUUAAUGGGUGUACGAAGACCACUGAUGCUACUUCUCUGAGUGAGGGCUGUCCACUGUUGGAGCAACUGAACAUUUCCUGGUGUGACCAGGUAACCAAGGAUGGCAUCCAAGCCCUAGUGAAAGGCUGUGGAGGUCUCAAGGCCCUAUUCUUAAAAGGUUGUACACAGCUAGAAGAUGAAGCACUUAAGUACAUAGGUGCACACUGUCCUGAACUUGUGACUUUGAAUUUACAGACUUGCUUGCAAAUCACAGAUGAAGGUCUCAUUACUAUAUGCAGAGGGUGCCAUAAGUUGCAGUCCCUCUGUGCCUCAGGCUGCUCCAACAUCACAGAUGCCAUCCUGAAUGCUCUAGGUCAGAACUGUCCACGGCUUAGAAUAUUGGAGGUGGCGAGAUGUUCUCAAUUAACAGAUGUGGGCUUUACCACUCUGGCCAGGAAUUGCCAUGAACUUGAAAAGAUGGAUUUGGAAGAAUGUGUUCAGAUAACAGACAGCACAUUAAUCCAACUUUCUAUACACUGUCCACGUCUUCAAGUAUUGAGUCUUUCUCACUGUGAGCUGAUCACAGAUGAUGGAAUUCGUCACCUGGGAAAUGGGGCCUGUGCCCAUGACCAGCUGGAAGUGAUUGAGCUGGACAACUGCCCCCUAAUCACAGAUGCAUCUCUGGAGCACUUGAAGAGUUGUCACAGCCUCGAGCGUAUAGAACUCUAUGACUGCCAGCAAAUCACACGAGCUGGAAUCAAGAGACUGACCUCCACGUUCACCCUCACCAUCGCCAUGGGCGUCCUGUUCUUAGAGCAGGCAUUCAAUAAAGGAGCAGAUAAGGUCUACGUGCACAUCAACGAAGGGAAGCUGUGGAAACACAUCAAGCACAAAUACCAGAACCAAGAGUAG
Molecule: messenger RNA, 1218 nt
Organism: Elephantulus edwardii (Cape elephant shrew)
Lineage: Eukaryota; Metazoa; Chordata; Mammalia; Macroscelidea; Macroscelididae
Product: F-box/LRR-repeat protein 20-like
Exons: 3
Coding region: 1-1218 (405 amino acids)
Biological process (GO): mitochondrial electron transport, ubiquinol to cytochrome c
Molecular function (GO): protein binding
Source: RefSeq, a predicted model, not a curated record